AGGACUUCGCUACAUCAAGCAGCCCUAGCAGGACACCAGGACAUUGUUGGGCCACUGGCUCGAAGUGGGAUGUUUCUGGAUGCUAGGGAUCGUAACGGCCAAACGGCAUUGUCGAUAGCCGCCAAAAACGGCCAUACGGCCUUUGUUGAAGCUCUGGUCAGCAGCGGUGCGGACAUCAAACUAGAAGAUGAAAAAGCAAAGACGCCUCUACAGUGGGCUGCAGAAUUAGGCCACGGAGACUGUGUUGGAAUACUCCUCACUCAUGGUGCUCCCACGGAGCCAAAAGCCGACGGGAAGCUGACACCCCUUCACUUGGCUGCUCAAUCAGGGGACUAUGACUGUGUCCGCAAACUUCUUGAUAAAGGCGCCGAUGCGGAUGCCUUAGAUCACGGCGGUGACGCACCGAUUCAUCUUGCUGUCCAAUCAAGUAAUCCGGAUACCGUCAAAGCACUACUC
Messenger RNA from Colletotrichum phormii, 456 nucleotides. Its product is annotated as ankyrin repeat protein. The record is from RefSeq and is a predicted model, not a curated record. The transcript has a single exon. The annotation marks the transcript as partial. Gene Ontology annotation, molecular function: protein binding. NCBI's taxonomy places the organism in Eukaryota, Fungi, Ascomycota, Sordariomycetes, Glomerellales, Glomerellaceae.